This is a messenger RNA of Podospora pseudopauciseta, 555 nucleotides long. RefSeq lists its product as uncharacterized. Lineage: Eukaryota; Fungi; Ascomycota; Sordariomycetes; Sordariales; Podosporaceae. The transcript is spliced from 3 exons. The record is from RefSeq and is a predicted model, not a curated record. The coding region runs from base 1 to 555 and encodes 184 amino acids.
AUGAUGGGCUCACGCGAGAAAGAAGCCCGCAAUGUCCUCAAGGAACUCGCACCGAUCUGCACAGCUUAUGAUUCCGGUGGUGUAGACCUUUACUUUCUGAGUGUAAUGCAUUGGGAUCGUAGAAAGCAUUGGGGUUGUCGGCCCGAAGACUACCGUGAAGCCUUGUACAACUCCUCGCCAUUUUCCGGCGACCCGGGGGUCAAGCCACUCAACUUGAUCGUUGUUACCCACGGCUGUCCAAAUGAGGGCCCCGACCCUAAGGGAAUCAUCAGAAACCUUGCCAGCCGGUUAGACCGAAUCGAUGCCCCUCCUCACCAGCUGGGGAUUCAGUUCUUUCAAGUGGGGUCAGACAGGCAUGCCAGGAGAGCACUGAGAGACCUGGACGACGGACUAAAUGGUGUUAGGGAUAUGGUCGAUGCGAUUUCUUUCGACAGGCGUAGCUGGCUUUUUGGGGCUAAGAAGUUGACCGCUGUGGGGAUCCUAAAGACCCUCAGGGGCUCUGUCAACAGAAAGCUUGACCGAGCGAAGACGAAGGAAUUGUACGGAUGGGGUUAA